AGGGGUAAUUCAGGUACGCGAUCAAACGCGCACAGUGAAACCCUAGAGUUGGGGUUUAAUUGCCCUCUCAAUUUCCUCCACAAAAAAGCAUCUUCAAUCACUCGAUCGAUUGAUUAUUAACGUAAUAUUCUAUCUCGAGAUUUGUGUUGGUGAAAUUUUGGGUGUUCUCUCUUCAACCGGGCUUCAUCGCCCAGUGCGCGUUCAAAUCCAUGGUCGUCAGUUUACGAUGGACCCCUCUUCUCAGAUUCAACAACAAGAAGACGAGUGGGACACUGAUGGAUUUGUGAUUCCAAGUUUGGGAAUUGGAGACUCUGAUCAAAGUAAACCUCAUGUUCCUAAUGUAGAAUCUUCGAAUUCUGCAUCAAAGGCGAAGAAGGAAGAGAACAUCUAUCUGGGCCCACACGGAGCACCUCCUUCACUAGCAAAACAGCAAGAACUAAAUUCUUCUAACCGGAAGCAGAGGCUGAAGCAAAAACUGAAAGAAGCUGACAAGAGAAAUGGUGGGACGGGUAGGGAGAACAAGGUGGAUAAUCUGAGGGAGCUUGUGGGUGGGGGCAAAGGAAGUCCGAACUCGGUAAAGGGAUCCCCCAGAGACUGGUUAGAUCCACAUUGCCAAGAAUCUCAGUUUGAGAGAAGGUAAUGCAUUGGAGAUUUUGGUGUCUGUCUUUGGACUAUUUUUUCUUGGAGAUUGUCCACUUUAGGCACCUUUUGUUAUACAGUUUGAUGCUCGAGACACCCAAUUUGGGAGGUUAUGUACCAUGAUAAUAAAUUUAUAACUUAGGGUAUGUUUGGAAAUGUGAUAGGGUGGUGUUGAAGAGAAGUUUUGUACUUUUCAAUUUAUUGUACGAAGGUUGAGUUGAAUGGCAUUGUAAUCCAAACACACUCUUAGAAGAUUGUAGUCCAAACACUCACUUAGAAGGUUGAGAUGGAUGGAAUUGUAAUCCAAUCACACUUAGUCGAUUGAUAAUAAAGAUCUUGUGCCGCACAGUAAACUGUA
Messenger RNA from Vigna unguiculata (cowpea), 997 nucleotides. RefSeq names its product Na-translocating NADH-quinone reductase subunit A. NCBI's taxonomy places the organism in Eukaryota, Viridiplantae, Streptophyta, Magnoliopsida, Fabales, Fabaceae. The record is from RefSeq and is a predicted model, not a curated record.